Malania oleifera is the source of this 1677-nucleotide messenger RNA. RefSeq lists its product as uncharacterized. Lineage: Eukaryota; Viridiplantae; Streptophyta; Magnoliopsida; Santalales; Ximeniaceae. The coding region runs from base 156 to 1478 and encodes 440 amino acids. The transcript has 2 exons. The record is from RefSeq and is a predicted model, not a curated record.
GCCAUGUUUAUGAGUUCUGAUGUACACAAACACAAAAAGUAAUACACGCAUUAAAAAAAAAAAAAAAAUUGCAAACCAAACGAUUCCCUUUUCUUUCUUUCUUUCUUUUUUUUUUGUUCUUUUCAAUUAUUUGGUAGAAAGAACAAAAUGAGAUUAUGGCAUGGGCCUCUUUAUCACAACUAAUGAAUGAUUUGUUUAUGAUACAAUGGUGCCAUCCCUCCCACAAACUUCAAUUUAGAGCUACCACCAAACUUCCAUUAAAAAUCCAAUCCCCAGCAUACAACCAAACUUUCAUCCAAAGCCAUUCCUCCUUUCCCAUCCCCACCAGCACCACCGCCUCUUUAUUGCCUUACCACCCACAGUUACCCCCCCCCAUAAAUCAUAAUCGUAAACCCAACCCCAUCCCCAUUCCCUUCCUUCCCCAACUCCACUCCUCAGACAUGUCCUCAAAUCUCACCUGUCAAUCUUUCUCUCCCCUUCUCCACCUCCUCCUCCAUCUCUUUCUCACCCUUUCCUCUGCUCUGGGCGGCCUCCACGCUGACCCUGACCCAGCACCAGUCCAGCCCUUCCUCCCCACCUCCUCCCCUCCCACCACCAUUCCGGCAUUCCCGGAGCAGUCCGAUGCCACCGGCUGCCCCUUAAACCUCUCCAACGACCUCUUCAGCGGCAUUAAAGCUGCCUGCGGAGCUGCAACGAGUCCCCCAAGCAGCACGGGGGAGCAACAGCUCCAAAAGAGCCGAUGCUGCCCUGUGCUGGCGGCAUGGCUCUAUGCCGCCUACUCCGGCACUGCCCUCAAGAGGGCGGGCGGCAUGUCGACCCAGACAACCGCGGGAUACGACAUGCCGCUGUUACCGGACGACUCAGAGGCGUGCGUGGACGAUCUGGAAAAGGAACUGGAGAAGAGAGGAGUAGAGCUGGCCAGACCCAACCAGACGUGCGAUCUGAUUUACUGUUACUGCGGGAUAAGGUUGCAUCCGGUGAGCUGCCCGGCGGCGUUCUCGGUGUCGGAGAAAGGGAAUCUUGUCGGCGACGAGAGUGUGAGGAGGUUGGAGAGGGAGUGCAAGAAUGGGAACCCAGGCCUGGAUGGCUGCACGAAGUGCCUCAACAGUCUGUCCCAGCUUAAGGGUGAGAAACAGAGUGGGAACAGAAGCAGAACAGAGGAGGAGGGGGAGGAUGACAAGAGGAGCAGCAAAAUGAAGAGGAGAGAGUGUGAGGUGAUGGGCCUCACAUGGCUGCUUUCCAAGAACCGCACUGCUUACUUCCACACGGUUUCUGCUGUCCUGAGAACCAUCAUGAUGUCUGCCGAUGGCCCCGAUGAUGAUCCUCCUCGCUCUUGCAAUCUCACCACCGACGGAAUGCCUCUGGCCGUCGAUUCCUCUGAGAUCUCCGGUCAUUCUUCCUCAUCAUCAACAACCCUCCAUUACUCCUCACUUGCUCAGUUCUUUAUGCUUCUCCUCCUCAUUAUCAGUACAGUAUAGCAGUAGCAGUAUUGUUGAGUCUAAAAAGUAGAAAUCCCUUCUUCUUGUCCUCUGUAACGUAUUAUUAUCAUCAUUGCCAUGUGCAUGCCCACCACAGCAAGCUGCAGGCAGCAGGCAGCUAGCUUCUUUGUAUUUUUGUUGUGUUAGUUUAUGAAUUUGAGCUGGAAUUAAUUUGUAACUUCUGUGGUUUGUGUAGAAA